This is a messenger RNA of Mercenaria mercenaria, 4122 nucleotides long. RefSeq names its product sodium- and chloride-dependent betaine transporter-like. Bases 1583 to 3697 code for a protein of 704 amino acids. The transcript is spliced from 15 exons. The record is from RefSeq and is a predicted model, not a curated record. Gene Ontology annotation, biological process: sodium ion transmembrane transport. Gene Ontology annotation, cellular component: membrane. Lineage: Eukaryota; Metazoa; Mollusca; Bivalvia; Venerida; Veneridae.
CCUUUGGCAAAUAUAACUUCGAUUGCUGAAUUAAUUGUCAACAAAUUUACUCCAGAGAUCUGUCGCUCAUAUUUUUUCGUAGUCCCUGAAUGUGUAUCCAGAAUAGAACACGUUUUGGUACGGAGUCUGUUGUAACUUUCAGUUUCAAUUCACGUAAAUGAUUACCACAGUAAUAACCAGCUUCGAGUACGAAUUAAGAUCAAUGCAACCUGAAUCUGAUAAAUUAUACACAAGGUUCGUCUUCUGCAAUGAUUCCUAACGAUAUACCAUUUACAUAACACAGCAAUGACACUGAAAACUCUAAGGAGGCAGUAAACUGUUUUCUGAGCUUCUCGGCUUAGAGUCGCCUACCCAACUUUCAAAACCUCACACAUAAGUCUGUAACAACACACCUGAAAUAAAGAUAUUGCAACAUUAACAUCUCUAAUAUCUAGUUUUCUGUUUACAAGACCUGAAUUUUUUGCUCUCCCGGUCGCGGAAACUGAUGACGAAAAAAGCUAAAUUUGCCAAUUUUCAAAUCGCUGUAGAAAAUUCCCUGCAAAUGAUAGCCCCAACUGCUACACUGUUCAAUACUCCAGUAACACUGUAAAAUCUGAAAAUAAGCUCAAAUAUAUGUUCCAUCCGUACCGUUUUUUCGCUAUUCCAGUUUUCCUGAGGCCCCUGCUAAAAUGACAACCCCACUUUAAGCUAGCUCAGAGGAAGCAUGUAUACGCUCCUGCAAGUCAUUUCGUCAUACUAUCAAGAUCAAGGCUACUCAAUUGAUUUUCUUGAACUAAGUGAAACUCAAUUCUAGCCGCUGAAACUUCAAUUCUAGCAAUUAUUAUUAUUUUAAACUUCAAAUGUCCACUUCAAUCCGUAAAUUGCCUCUUAUUUGUAAAUUUGACCCUGGCCAAUUCGACACUAACAACUCAAAACUGUUUACAACCUCCUAAAAUCUCGUGGCAAAGACAGCUUUCCGCUAUAAUAUUGUUAUUGUUGCCUAUAUCUCCUCUGUGAAGAUCAUCAAAGGGAGAUAAAUCAUGUAGGAGAAAAGGGAAAUAAGCUUUAUAUCAAAAUUGCGUUUUUGGGGAAACUAGAUAGAUUCCCAAAUAUGUGAUUGAUGUUUAUGUAAGUUCAAUUGUCUGCCAAUUUAGACCAAUAUAUCAAUUUAUGCAAAACAGAUGCAUAUUCAAAUAAGAUUUACCAAAAGUAAGCACCUUUUUAACACUUUUUUGUUACAUUUAAUGGCCUUAAUGAUGUAUUAUAAAUCGUUUCGGCUGGUAUCGUGAAUGUUGAGUGAAUGCUGAACAUAAGUUUAACUAUUUUGAUGCAUAUCAGUAUAAAAAAUAUAGAUGUUGAAUGAUAUUAGAGAUAAAAAUCAAAUUACUGUACCGUGCGUCCGAGUGUUGCAUAACUUUGCAACAUUCUCAAAAAUACAGUUCGUUUCUAUGGCAACCAGUUAUCAAAUUGAGGUUAUAAAUGUUUUUUAUUUAUAACAUCUAUCCUAUCAUUGUAUGUCAGGAGUUUGAAGAAAAUGCUUGACAAUGCGUGGCACAAUUUUCUCAAUGGUUACAGAGAAUGACUAUUAAUAAUUGUAUGCAAGAUGGAUACAUCAAAGCACGCGAAGCCCAUUUAUAACUCAAAAGAUAGAUAUUUACAGGAGAAGGACACUGAUUUACACAAAGAUGUAUACCACAAGACAUUGUAUUUCGGGAAUGAUGCAGGAUUUGAAGAGAAAGAAGCUCUGAUGAAAAAGAAGACUGAAGGAUAUGGAAACGAAUCGAACGUAUCUGAUUGUACAGAGAUGUUUGGUUUUGAUGAAGAUUCAGAAAAGAAUGACAAUUCUUUUGCUUUUGAAGAAGACAAUCGCGGUCUAUGGGGUAACAAAUGUGAGUUCUUUCUUGCAAUAAUGGGCUAUACUGUUGGCUUAGGGACCGUAUGGAGAUUUCCUUACUUGUGUAGCCGCAAUGGUGGUGGGGCAUUUCUGAUACCGUUUUUCCUAUUUAUGAUCACGUCUGGAGGUCCACUCUAUUACCUAGAAGUUUGUCUGGGACAGUUCAGUGGAAAGAGUGCUGGACUUGCUUUUGAGUUUUGUCCACUGCUGAAAGGAAUAGGUCUGUUGCAACUGAUUUUAUCCGUCACUGUCACGUGGUACUAUAUGCUCACCAUGGCCUGGAUUCUGUAUUUUCUGUACAACUCAUUCUUUCCGGUGUUACCUUGGAGCACAUGUGAUAACAAAUGGAAUACAAAUAGUUGCAUAGGUAUUUCGGAGCUGUGGACUGGCACAUCUGUAAAUACAAACUAUUCGAUCUCCAGUACGGAUAUGGAUAACAAUGUUUCAAUUGCCCCCAGUUACAAUAUGUCAUCUGAAUUCUACAACAAUUCAGGACAUUUUUUCAACACAACAGCAACAGUACUGAAACAACAGUCGUCAGCAUACGAGUUCUGGGAGUACCGAGUGAUAAGGCGAUCAGAUGGUUUGGACAAUAUGGGAAAUGUUCAACUCCAUCUUCUCAUUUGUCUGUUUCUAUCGUGGGGCCUCACUGUUGCUGCGGUAAUCAAGGGUGUAAAAUCACUAGGAAAGGUAGUUUACGUGACGGCAACAGCUCCGUAUAUCUUCAUAACCAUAAUGCUUAUCAAGGGACUGACGCUAGAUGGCGCUUUGGAUGGAAUUAUCACAUUUCUAAAACCUGAUUUUUCUAAAUUGCUCACAGCACAGGUCUGGCUAGACGCAGCAAUACAAGUGUACUUUUCUCUUGGUCCAUCCUGGGGAGGACUCAUCACAAUGUCAAGUUACAACCCAUUCCAUCAGAAAUCUUUCUGGCCAUCCAUAAUGUGCGUCAUGAGUGCAGCAUUCACGUCAUUUUAUAACGGUUUAGUCGUUUACACUCUCCUAGGAUACAUGGCAGCCUCAACGGGUAGCUCUGUCCAGGAAGUGGCCUCCCAGUCAGGUCCAGGUUUGGUGUUUGUGGUAUUCCCAACGGCUUUGAGUCAAAUGCCACUUCCUCAACUUUGGUGUGUAUUGUUCUUCAUCAUAUUGGUAACCGUGGCGUUUGACAGUUUGUUUGGAUUGUUCGAGACAGUAACAAGCGCAAUUGUUGACUUUUUUCCACGCCAGCUUAUAUCUAAACGCACAUUGGUCAGUGUGUCUGUAGGUCUCGCUUAUUUUGUCUUUGGCAUUCCACUAACGAUGAAUGGCAGUAUCUAUCUUUUCCAACUAGCAGACUGGUAUUUCUCCACAUUUGGGCUUCUUGUUGGUUCCCUCUUCGAAUGCAUUGGUCUCUGUUGGAUAUACGGUACUGACAGAUUUGCUAAAGAUAUAGAGAUAAUGACUGGCAGGAAAGUUUGUGUUAUGUUACGUGUAAUGUGGGGAGUUUUCAUACCAAUAUCUCUUAUUAUUGUCUUCAUUGUUGUCCUGGCACAGUAUACAACGCCAAAGUAUGGUUACAAUUACAGCGCUGGUACAAUAGCGACAGGGUCCUUCAUUGGAAUAUUACCGAUUACAGCAGUUUUCUUGGCAGCUAUAGUAACUUUAUUAAGGAGUAAAGGUCACUUUAUGCAGCGCUUGAAGACCAGUUUGAAACCCAGUAAGGAGUGGAUUCCGCAUGACAGAAAAGCUGCAGAGGAGUACAUGGAGAAACCUUACACGUAUCCUGAGUCCUGGUGGGGAUAUAUUGCGUUAAAUUUGAGAGGGACAAAAGACAACCCUAUCUUCUGAACUUGUAGAUACCGCGGUUUCCAGAAUUUAUAUGCAUACGAUGACCUUCAUUGCCUUUGUUUGGCUGCCUUUUCAAUAAUUUGUAUUUUUCUCAGGACUAAAUUCAAAACCAGAUUUUUUUAUAUUUUCGAUGUGUAAUGACAUUUUCUUUCUGGUCUGGUGCCAGUUGCUUAUGUACUCGUAUCCAGAACUACCGUGGUAAUUUCAUAUUCUAGCAAUUUGGACUGCACAUGUUGACGGAUGUCAGCAUUACCCAAUGAGUCGAUUAAACCACACUCCGACUCAGAGGACACACAAAUUUGCAACUAGCGAAAUCUUUAUUGCGGAGGAUAUUUUUAGAUCCUCAAAUCGAGAGUGGAACGGAAAUCUGUCGUUACUCGUAUCAAAUAAUAGAGUUAUAACAGUUUUCUGUUCAGCCAUUAAAA